CAAUGGUUCCAUAUGUAAUCCGACGGUGGCUUUUCACUACGCUGUGCCGCAGUCCCUGUCACACUACGGACUUAAGUUCCUCAUACUAGUCGUUCAAACAUUUCCAGACACACAAUACACCGAAAAGGUGUAUAAUACGAUUUUGUUAAAUGAAAGUAUUCUUGUAUUAAUCUAUAUCAAUGGCACACUUAACUGGUCAAGUUAAUUCUCCAUUAACGGGAGGAUAUUUACUGAUAAUAUUGGGCGAACCAAGAAGCGCCGAACACAAGUUGUCUAUACUGAAAAAUCUUACUAAAGGACUUUCAUAUUGGAAUACUGAAGAAAGUGGUGUUAAUUUAGUAAAUGAGAUUGACGCUAUUGUAAAUCAGAAUAUUGAAGGCGAAGAAGGAAAAGACGGAGAACAAUUGUUUCAGUAUGCGAGUGAUAACUUAGUUGCUGAAAUUUUAAUUAAUCCACAUUAUAUUACAUUAGUGCAAUGUAUCAGAAAUUUACUUGCGAGCUUAACGAAAUAUAGAUUGAUUAUUUAUGCUGGAUACUCAUUUACGGAAAACGGAGCAUGGAUCUUACAGGAUGGGACAUUUGCUGUGGUGGAUUUUUUGGAAGCUUAUAAGACAUCUGAAGUUCAGCGUGUUGUCAAACUUCACGAAAGUAAAAUUCAUGUAGAACUUCAGUGCUCAGUGAAUGGUGAAUGGAAUCAAAUAUGCCGUUUAAGAGGCACUUGUUUUACAUUAAAUUCGUCAAAGAACUCAAUUGAUAAUAACUCAAUAAGUGCUAUAAUUAGAUGGCUGUGUGAUAAAAUCAAUGUUGUUGAACUUAAUACACUACUUGAAGGCUCACAAGUAGUUGGAAAUAUCAGAUUUAGUAAACCGACACUUUAUGUUUUUCCCGCUGGACAAGGUGACUGUGCGUUGUUUGGUAUUAAUGGAUUUAAUAUGUUACUUGAUGGAGGUGCUGGAAGAAAUUCAUGUUUUUGGGGUUUUGCUAGACAUUUAGAUAGAUUAGAUGCAAUUUUACUUACACGACUGAAUACUGAUAAUAUAGAAGGGAUAGCAUCAUUCAUAAAACGAAAAACAAUGGCAUCGUUGUAUCCACAAAUUGGGCACUUUUUUUGUAAUUUCAAAACAAGAAAACAAAGAAAUGAAUCUGAAAGCGAAAAUAAAGAAAAAAAUCCUUUAUCAAUUAGUUUAAUAGAUACUGCUGAAAAUAUAAUAACUGAUCUUAAACAGUUACAAAUUCGCCCCCAUUUGUGUUAUAGGAAUAUUCAUCUAGAGCCCAUAAAUUUGUAUCAUAAAGUUGGUUAUGGAAGAUUAGAUAUGUACAUUUUAAAUCCUCCCAAAGACAGCAAAGAAGUUAAAGAUUUUUUAAUAAAAUGGAAUGAAGGUGAUCAAAAAAUGUAUAAUUCUACUAAAGAACUGUUUAUUCCUCUACCAAACAUAAUUUCAAUUUGUUCAUUGUUAGUUUGGCAACCUGCUAAUCCUAACAUUACCAUAACAAGAAUUUUAUUUCCUGGAAGUUGUCCUCAAAUUAAGAUAUUUGAAGCUCUUGAAAGAAUAAAACAUUUAGAGUUUUUAAAACAUCCGUCUUGUUCUAUUAAAUCAAUGAGUUCAACAGUUUUAUUGACAAAAAGUAUAUCAUCUAAAAAAACAACUUUUGAUAAAUUGAUACUUAAAGAUACAAAGACAAAAAAAAAUAUGAAAAAUUUGGAACUAGUAAAAACAGUUAAUCCUGUUGUUCAAACUUCAAUCGAAUCUACAACACCCAAAGAUAAUUUGAUUUCAAAUCUAAAAAAUGAUACAAAAAAGAAACAAUUAUCAAAAAAUACAGAAUUGGAAAUUAAAGUUAAAUGUAAAAUAGAUUCAACGAGUGACAUUAGUGAAAUGAAACUUAAAUCGAAAAAAUUACAACAAAACGUUGAAAGUACAAAACAAUUGACAAAUUCAAACAAUGAUUACAUAAAUAAGGAAAUAUCCCCCAAGAAUAAUCCCUUAAUUUAUAAAAAUAUAAAAUUAAAUACAGACACAUCAUUGACAUCAUUAAAAAGUAAUUCGAAAUCUACAACUACUAUUUCAAAAAUAAAAAAAGAAGAAGACAAUCGUAGAAAAAUAAUAUUAUCAAAAGUGAAUUCUAGUGUGAAAAAAAAUACUAAAUCAAAAACGCAAACAGCGAUUACUAAAACACAAGAGGGAAUACUUGGAAACGAACCACGUGCUAUUUACAAAUCUAGUAUUGUGAGUUCUAAAACUAAUGGAGAAGAAGAUGACGUAUUAAUUAUAGAAAAGGUAUUAAAAACACCUCAAAAAUCAAUAACAACAGAUGAUAAACAAUUGAUUGAAAACGAAUUAGAUACAAUAAUUACAGAAGCAGCGAAAUUUAUUAGCAAAGAAAUAACACAAAACAAUGGAAUACUUGGAAACGAACCACGUGCUAUUUACAAAUCUAGUAUUGUGAGUUCUAAAACUAAUGGAGAAGAAGAUGACGUAUUAAUUAUAGAAAAGGUAUUAAAAACACCUCAAAAAUCAAUAACAACAGAUGAUAAACAAUUGAUUGAAAACGAAUUAGAUACAAUAAUUACAGAAGCAGCGAAAUUUAUUAGCAAAGAAAUAACACAAAACAAUGCUAACAAAAGCAAUCAAGAACUUGAAACAAUGAAAAACAACAAAAAAGAGAAAAAAAGUAUUAAUGAUCNGAAAAACAACAAAAAAGAGAAAAAAAGUAUUAAUGAUCAAGAAUAUAUAAAGACACCAGAUGAAGUAGCAGAUUUACCAUAUUACGAAGAAACAGAUUUUGAUAAAAAUAUCAAUCAAAGUGAACACAUAAACGAAAAUUUAAAAAAAUCACAUAUUAACAACGUUGCACCUAAAAUAUCAACAAACUUCAAGCAUCAAAAUAUAAAAGGAAAAAAUAUUGAAAUAAAUCAGUUAGAAAAUGAAAAACAGUAUGAAACGAUUAAUAACAUAAAAGAUAUAAAAAAAGAAUCUAACAGUAUAAAUAAUAUUGAAGAGGCUUCAAACAAAUCUGAUCUAAAAACCUACGUCAUCCAUGAAGAAAUUCUUAAAAAUGAUAUAAGUGAUAGAGGAAACUCAAAACAAAAGAACAGAAUAGAAUCUCCAACAAAAAAUAAUGUUGUAGAAACAACAAAGGCAAAAUCUUUUGAUCAACCUGCAGAAAUAUCCAAAAUUAAAAGUAGAAAAAGCUCGAUUCAAGACGUCAAUGAUGAUUCUCUGGAACCAACAAAUAUAUCUAGUAGAAAAACUUCUGACGCCCUUGAUGAAAUAUCAAAUACUCCAAUUAUUAGUGAAAGUACUAAAGUAUCAAUUCAAGAGACAAUAUAUCAUUCUCCAAUUAAAGAUAAUGUUUUAGAUAACACAAAUACGUCAUCUGUAAAAUCAUCGGACGGUCAUGAAGAAAUACUGAAAAUUGAAAGUAAAAAAAGCUCGAUUCGUGAGUUCAAUGAUGAUUCUGUAGAACCAACAAAUAUAUCUAGUAGAAAAACUUCUGACGCUCAUGAUGAAAUAUCGAAUUCUCCAAUUAUUAGUGAAAGUACUAUAGUAUCAAUUAAUGAGGUUAAAGAUAAUGUUUUAGAUAACACAAAUACGUCAUCUGUAAAAUCAUCUGACGGUCAUGAAGAAAUACUGAAAAUUGAAAGUAGAAAAAGCUCGACUUGUGAGUUCAAUGAUGAUUCUGUAGAACCAACAAAUAUAUCUAGUAGAAAAACUUCUGACGCCCUUGAUGAAAUAUCGAAUUCUCCAAUUAUUAGUGAAAGUACUAUAGUAUCAAUUAAUGAGGUUAAAGAUAAUGUUUUAGAUAACACAAAUACGUCAUCUGUAAAAUCAUCUGACGGUCAUGAAGAAAUACUGAAAAUUGAAAGUAGAAAAAGCUCGACUUGUGAGUUCAAUGAUGAUUCUGUAGAACCAACAAAUAUAUCUAGUAGAAAAACUUCUGACGCUCAUGAUGAAAUAUCGAAUUCUCCAAUUAUUAGUGAAAGUACUAUAGUAUCAAUUAAUGAGGUUAAAGAUAAUGUUUUAGAUAACACAAAUACGUCAUCUGUAAAAUCAUCUGACGGUCAUGAAGAAAUACUGAAAAUUGAAAGUAGAAAAAGCUCGACUUGUGAGUUCAAUGAUGAUUCUGUAGAACCAACAAAUAUAUCUAGUAGAAAAACUUCUGACGCUCAUGAUGAAAUAUCGAAUUCUCCAAUUAUUAGUGAAAGUACUAUAGUAUCAAUUAAUGAGGUUAAAGAUAAUGUUUUAGAUAACACAAAUACGUCAUCUGUAAAAUCAUCUGACGGUCAUGAAGAAAUACUGAAAAUUGAAAGUAGAAAAAGCUCGACUUGUGAGUUCAAUGAUGAUUCUGUAGAACCAACAAAUAUAUCUAGUAGAAAAACUUCUGACGCCCUUGAUGAAAUAUCGAAUUCUCCAAUUAUUAGUGAAAGUACUAUAGUAUCAAUUAAUGAGGUUAAAGAUAAUGUUUUAGAUAACACAAAUACGUCAUCUGUAAAAUCAUCUGACGGUCAUGAAGAAAUACUGAAAAUUGAAAGUAGAAAAAGCUCGACUUGUGAGUUCAAUGAUGAUUCUGUAGAACCAACAAAUAUAUCUAGUAGAAAAACUUCUGACGCCCUUGAUGAAAUAUCAAAUAAAUCAAUAAUAUGUGAAAGUACUAAUGAUUCAAUUCAAGAGGCAAAAGAUAAUUCUCCAAUUAAAGAUAAUGUUUUAGAUAACACAAAUACGUCAUCUGUAAAAUCAUCUGACGGUCAUGAAGAAAUAUCGAAAAUUGAAAGUAGAAAAAGCUCGAUUCGUGAGUUCAAUGAGUAUUCUGUGGAACCAACAAAUAUAUCUAGUAGAAAAACUUCUGACGCCCUUGAUGAAAUAUCGAAUUCUCCAAUUAUUAGUGAAAGUACUAUAGUAUCAAUUAAUGAGGUUAAAGAUAAUGUUUUAGAUAACACAAAUACGUCAUCUGUAAAAUCAUCUGACGGUCAUGAAGAAAUACUGAAAAUUGAAAGUAGAAAAAGCUCGACUUGUGAGUUCAAUGAUGAUUCUGUAGAACCAACAAAUAUAUCUAGUAGAAAAACUUCUGAAGCCCUUGAUGAAAUACCAAAUAAAUCAAUAAUAUGUGAAAGUACUAUAGUAUCAAUUAAUGAGGUUAAAGAUAAUGUUUUAGAUAACACAAAUACGUCAUCUGUAAAAUCAUCUGACGGUCAUGAAGAAAUACUGAAAAUUGAAAGUAGAAAAAGCUCGACUUGUGAGUUCAAUGAGGAUUCUGUGGAACCAACAAAUAUAUCUAGUAGAAAAACUUCUGACGCUCAUGAUGAAAUAUCGAAUUCUCCAAUUAUUAGUGAAAGUACUAUAGUAUCAAUUAAUGCGAUUAAAGAUAAUGUUUUAGAUAACACAAAUACGUCAUCUGUAAAAUCAUCUGACGGUCAUGAAGAAAUACUGAAAAUUGAAAGUAGAAAAAGCUCGACUUGUGAGUUCAAUGAUGAUUCUGUAGAACCAACAAAUAUAUCUAGUAGAAAAACUUCUGACGCCCUUGAUGAAAUACCAAAUAAAUCAAUAAUAGGUGAAAGUACUAAUGAUUCCAUUCAUGAGGUUAAAGAUCAUUCUCCAAUUAAAGAUAAUGUUUUAGAUAACACAAAUACGUCUUCUAGAAAAUGUUCAAUUAAUUCUCGCAUUGUUGAUCACAUCCAUUGUUCAUCAUUUGAUGAGAAAUGUUUAUUUAAUGAUUUUGGGACUGAUUCUUGUGGUGCAUUAAAUAUUAAUAAUAAAAAUGUUAAGACUGGUAUAAUUGCUCAAAUAUUUGAAUGUGAUUCUACACUUGAAUGUGCUGAUACGUUUUCUGUGAUAAAAAAUGAUAUUAAUGAUGAGUUGAAUGCAAUGAGUGAACAGACUGACUUUGAAAAAAAAUUUGUAAUUUCCCAUAAUGUUGAUGAAGUAAAGAAAUCUAACUAUGUCGUAAACUGUGAAAGUGCUUUAGAUGACAUUAAAGCUAAGCAAUCAUUGGGAGUUAAUUUAAAUAAUGACGAUCUAGGCAUUACAGAGGAUGAUGUUAUGCAGUUAAAUAUAGAUGUCAAAAAUACUUUGAAUCAAUGUUUUUAUGUUGAAGAUCAACACAAUGAAGAUAGAAAAGAAUUAAUUCUAGUUAAAAACGACAUAGUUGAAGAAAAACAUAAUAAGAUUGACUAUCCUUCAUCUAGUGAUGAUUCUAAUUUAGAAUUGAAUAGACUUAUGAAUUUAGAUAACCGUCGAUUAGAUAAUGAGUUUGAUUUUAAAAAAGCUUUAGAAGAACAUAAAAUAGCCAGAGGUGAGGAUUUUUCGAGUGUUACAGUAAACACUGGUAAUAAUAUUAAUACUAAAAUUAGUGAAUCAGAUCACGAUAAUAUUAAUCAGAAUCAAAGUUCAUCUUCAAAUACAGUUGAAACUUGGGGUAAACCUCUCAGUUUACCCCCUGUACAAAUUACUAACAAUAAUGGACAUAAUAUAAUUCGAGAUUGGGAUAAGCCAUUGAAACUCCCAUCGCCUAUUCUUUCUGUUAACGAAACAACCUCAAGUAAUAACUUAAAUUUAUCUCCGAAAAAAAACAUUUUAAAAUCAAUUGAUAACAAGCCAAUAAUAAGUGUUAAAGAUAAAGAUAUGCAUAAUCGUAUAAAACGUUCAAAUUCUCCUAUAAAAGAUAGAAGUCGGUCAUCAAGUCGAGUCACAAAAGUAAAUCCGGUAUAUUUUGAUUUGAUAUAUGUACCUAACUUCGGAAAUUCAAAAUUUGUAACUGUGGACUUCUUUAAACGCAUAAGAGCUAGGAACUAUGUUUUUAGUGGUACUGAUUCAAAUAAAGAAGUGUUAAAUGCAUUAAUUGAGGGAAAACAAACAUGGGGAGAUCACAAUCUCGAGGUAACAAUUAUUCCAACUUACGAUACUGAAACAAUGAGUCAAUGGGCUAUUGAAAAUGAAGAAAUAUUAAUCAAACUCAAAAUUGAUAUAAGUCCAAGCGCAAGUCGAUGCACUAUAAAACUUCAAGAUCAUAACACAAGCUGUUCUGCAUAUCGAUUAGAAUUUUAAAAACAUGGUAUUAGGUAAAAAAUUGGUCAACAAUAGCGCAUUUGAAAUUAAUAUCAUCCAAAAAUUUGGUAUUAAGUAAUAAAAUGUCUGUUUUUUUUUCAAUUCGUAAAGUUAUUAAUAUUAUUAAUCUUAACGAAAGCUUAAAUAAUUGCUUCUAUUCAAGUUUAUAUUUGCUAUCAAAUUACAUUUAUUGAAAUUCUGUAAUUAAGCAUUACAUUUUUUUUAUAACUAGCAUUAUUAGAACUUUGACCCUGGAACUGCUGUUAGGCAUUACUUCAGGGCGGCAAGCACUAAAUACAAGACUGCAAAAUCCAUCCUACAUUUUUAUUUACAUAUAUUUUUUAAUAUAUACAUACAACGAGUAAAUUUGUAGAAACUAAAAAAUUAGGAAACAUUUAUACAAUCAUUUUUAAUAAAUACAAGAUGUUUCAUACUAUUCCAUUUUUUUAAAUUACUUUAGUUAUAUUAGUAGAACUAUUAUUGAAGUUUAAUAUUUAUUUUUAUUUAUCGAUUAUAUUAAUUUUUUCAUACAAUAUAUAUACGAAUUUUUAUGGGAAGAAGCAAUAUAAAUAUGUAUUAGUUUUUCUUUUUAUUAUGAGAAAUUAUUUCGACGUUGUUUUUAUGUAUUUAAAAUAUAAAUUUGUGUUAUUACCCUAUUAAAUUUCAACGACUUUUAUAAAAUAAUAUGAAUUAAUUAUUAUAUUGUACUAUUAGUGAUCAAUAAUUUUUACUAAAAAAAUGUAAAUUAUCAUUAAUGAAAUAUUUAUUACCUUAGAAAGUAAUUUAAAUGUUUUAAAACUUUUUCAUUUUACUGAUUAGAUGACAUUAUUGAAAACUAAAUAUUAUUUGUUAUCAAUGACCAUAUUAGCUCAUUCAAACAAUCAGUAGCAUUUGAAAGGAAUAAAUUUACUCGAAGAUUUUAAGUUUCAUUUGUCUGAAAAAAUAUUUUACAUUAAGUGACUAAUAACGAAUGCUUUGACUAGGAAGUUGAAAGUCUUUUAAAAAUCAUUUUUAAUGUAAUACCUUAAUUGUUAUUCACAUCAAGUAUUUUUAAUCAAUCAAUACAAAUAUAAUGAAUUUUCAUUUUAUAAGUUCCUAUUAAAACUCUUUUUAAUUAUCUACAUAAUUUAAUAGAAAAGUAUUAUGAAUAACUAUCGAAGAAAGCAUAGUUGUCAAGUAAUAUAUUUUUAAUUAUAAAUGUACAUUUUUUUGGAAAUGUAUACAUUACUAAUUGAAGCCAAAAAGCCACAUAGGUUUAUUCAAAAGUAUUUUUAUGAUUGUGAACUAAAUUUUAUUAUUAAAGAAAAAUUUAAUUUCAAAACUUUUAAAAAGCAGAUAUAACUGCAUAUGGUGAAAGUAAAAUUGAAAUUAUUUAAUAAAUUCAUUAAGAAUGAGAAAAUUAAUACAUACCUAUUAUAUUAUUUUAUACCAAAUCUAGUUUUGAGCUAUGUAAAAUAUCCAACAAUGUAUCAUUUUUUAAUAGUCUAUUUGUAUUGCUUUAAACUUUUUAUUUGGUGCUGCAUAUUAUCCAUACUAUUUUAUAUUAUUAUGGUAACAUUUCGUUUUUCCUUUUUUUAAAAUUAAAUGUUUUCAUCAAUAUAUAUUAGUAAAUAUAAUUUUUAUUUUAACUUUGCAUAAAAACUUUAUGUACUUCUAACAAAAUAUUUGAAAUUGGUGCUAUAUAGCUAUAUACAUGAAGGAUGAAGUCUUAUUUGACUUGAGGAAAAGCGUGAUUUUCAUACUAACCAUAAACUCAAUUCAUUAAUUGGAUAGUUUUAUUAUUAUAUUACAUGGUAUAAAUUGUAGUGUUUUAAUAAAAGUUAAUUUUUAUUUAUUUAACUUGUUAAUUAAAAUGUAUUACUUUUGAAUAAUUUGUAUCUCAUAGGUAAUGAAUUUUUUUUAUUAUUAUUCAAAAUAAGUAGUAAAUAACAUGUAUAUAAUAAAAAUAGAACACAAUUUUGUUCUUUUAUUUAUUUUUAAGUAUACUUGGAAGCAUUUUUUAUAAAGUAUAAAUAUAUAUUUUUUGCUUUCUGAUAGUAUAACAUAAUAAAAUAAUGCAAAAAAUGUUUGAAAGAUUCGAUUUUUAUGUAAGUGUUGACAUUAAAUUCGUUAAAGUUCUAUUCUCAAGUACUACACUUCUGAAUUUGAUUAGCAUUAAAAUAAAAAUAUAUGUUAGCAGAGGCGGACUGAGUUAAUAUAAUAACUUGGUCAACAAAAACAAAAUAUAGUAUUGAAUAAACUCAAAAACAAUAUCUUUAUAAAAUUAGUUAAUUAACACAGUUCAUUUUAAAUUUAAUAUUCGUAAAUUAUAAAUCUAUCAGCUAAUAAUUAAAAAAACAGAUAUGAUGUUACCGUUUAAGUUAAUCCGCUUUUGUGUUAAUAUUAUAAUUGCAUUUAACAAUAUAAAGAUGUUUAAAUAUUGCUUUAUUGUACGCAAAUUAUCAUAAGUUUUGAUUGUACUACAUAUUUCUAAACA
Molecule: messenger RNA, 9519 nt
Organism: Daktulosphaira vitifoliae (grape phylloxera)
Lineage: Eukaryota; Metazoa; Arthropoda; Insecta; Hemiptera; Phylloxeridae
Gene: futsch
Product: microtubule-associated protein futsch
Exons: 9
Coding region: 180-7043 (2287 amino acids)
Biological process (GO): dendrite development; regulation of microtubule depolymerization; microtubule cytoskeleton organization
Cellular component (GO): neuronal cell body; synapse; cytosol
Molecular function (GO): microtubule binding; actin binding
Source: RefSeq, a predicted model, not a curated record